Apis cerana (Asiatic honeybee) is the source of this 1298-nucleotide messenger RNA. Its product is annotated as succinate dehydrogenase assembly factor 4, mitochondrial-like. Lineage: Eukaryota; Metazoa; Arthropoda; Insecta; Hymenoptera; Apidae. Gene Ontology annotation, biological process: mitochondrial respiratory chain complex II assembly. The record is from RefSeq and is a predicted model, not a curated record. Gene Ontology annotation, cellular component: mitochondrion.
UUAAUAAUUUAAUAAUAUAUAAUUCAAAAUUUUAAAAGUAUGCAUUUAAAAUGUGAUAUAUUAAUACAUUAUUUUAAAUUUUCCAUUGAGAAAUUAAAUAUUCCAAAAUUAAAUUUGAAAUAUUAAUUUUAAAAAUAAAUCUCAAUGUUUAUAUCAACUUUUAUAUUUCUUUUGGUAUCUAAAAUUAUUUCAAUUGUGCUACGAGUUUUUAAUAUCUUAUAUGUAAAGUGAAAUAUAUAUUAUGUUAUAUAUGUUAACAAUUGUGCAAUAAUAAUAAUUAUUAUAUAAUUGUAUUAAUAAUUAAAAUUCGAUUAAUUUCUAAUAAGAAUUUGAUACAUACUCUUAUAUAGUUUUAAUAUGGUAUAAUUUUUAAUCGCAUAAUGAAUAAGGUUAUGUUUACUACAAAUAUCAUAAUUUUCAAAUUGCUAAAAAUAAAUCAUGAAACUAUAAAAUUUUCAAAUAAAUUUCUACAUAUACGAUUUCAAUUUCUUUUUUCAAAAAAAAAUGAAACGAUUGAAAGUCCGAGAAUGCGUGAAUUUAGAAAAAAAUUAAGAGAACGUACACCUUUAGAAAAAUUAGAAGAACUCGAAGAAGGCAAACACCCUUAUCAAGAAAAAGAACCAUUAAAACCAUUUCCAAAUAAUACGAAUCCAAAAACAGGUGAGAUAGGAGGACCACGUGGACCAGAACCAACACGAUAUGGUGAUUGGGAAAGAAAAGGUUUUUUAUUGCGAGUUAAAGAGCCAGAUGCAAAAUUAGAGAAAAAAGAAUCAAUAAGAAUGAAACAGUUUCAUAAAAAAUUAAAAUUGCAACCUAUACCUAAUAUAAUAAUAGGAAUACCACCAAAAGAACGUUUUGUGGACUUGGUUUUAGUGGAAACUGAUCCAAAUAAUGGAGAAUUAAUAACAAAUAAUGAAAAAGAUCCAACGAAGUGGGGAGACUGGCAGAACGGUGGACGGGUGAGCGACUUCUGAUCUAAAACCUUACAUCUUCAUUUGAAGAUAUAAAUAUAAAAAAUAUAAAAACAUAACAAUCUCAAUUCACUUAAAUUUAUAAAAUUUAUUAUUCUAUUUUUAUAAAUCUUAUUUGUUAAUUAUAUUUCUAAUCUUCAAUGUAUUUUUAAAAAAAUAAUCUAGAUCAAAUUUUGAAUAAUUAGUAGUAAAUGAAAUAGUUUAUUUUCUCUAUAACAAUUCUAAAAUUUUUUAUUGUAUAAAUAAAUAAUAAAUAAAUUGAAAUUAUAAAUAAAUGAUAAAAUAUUAAUAAUAAAAAGAAAUUAAAAAUUGAAAUAAGAUUAAAAA